AUGUUUCAAGUGAUUUCUCGUGCAGCGAGUUUAUCUAAAACUCCGCUGUCCAGGUCCAUGCCAGCAUUCUCAACAUCAGCACGUCUCGAUUGUAAAGAUCCCAUGCGCCUCCAUGAGGCGCCUAUGAUUGACUCUGAUGUUGCCACAUCUACCCCUGAUGAAUUACGUCAAAGACAUCUUUUGGAAUCAACCAUAAAGGUCCCUGUAAAGGUGGAUUUAACACCUGUGAGUGGAGUUCCUGCGGAGCACAUUUAUACACGUCGUGUGAGAAUCUACCAACCUCCCAAGAAUGCUAUGCAGAGCGGCACCAACAACAUUCACCACUGGGAGAUGGAGUUUGAUAACCGUCAACGCUGGGAAAACCCCUUGAUGGGCUGGACAUCCACCGGAGAUCCACUUUCUAACAUGAAAGUGCAAUUCAAGUGCCCAGAAGAAGCUAUUGAACUUUGUGAGAAAAAUGGAUGGAACUGGUUCCUUGAUGUUCCUAAAGUUAAGAAGCAAUUCAAACCUAAGAACUACGGAGUUAAUUUCUCAUGGAACCGCCGCACCAGGGUCUCCACCAAGUAA
Messenger RNA from Spodoptera littoralis (African cotton leafworm), 567 nucleotides. Lineage: Eukaryota; Metazoa; Arthropoda; Insecta; Lepidoptera; Noctuidae. The record is from the annotation of a GenBank genome assembly.